This is a messenger RNA of Nomia melanderi (Alkali bee), 1740 nucleotides long. The record is from RefSeq and is a predicted model, not a curated record. Lineage: Eukaryota; Metazoa; Arthropoda; Insecta; Hymenoptera; Halictidae.
UGUUAACUGUCGGUAGACCAUAUUAUCGAUUGAGAUUUAUUUAUUCAUAUUAUAACUAUUCAAAUCAAAGUUUCAUUGCAAAAAUGGCGUCGUGCAGUAAGGAACACGUUGUUUAUGAUUCGGAUACAAAAGAAGAUGUAUUUCAACCAAGAAAACGUUUACGUACUGUACCGCUCACUUAUAACGAUCAUGAAAGUAAUAAUAAUUGUAAUGGAACUAAGCAAGAUUUCUUAUGGGAAUCGAUAAAUCACAAGCCGGAAAUUCACCCUUUCUCAAGCCUCGGUGGGGCAACAAUUGAUACAAAUGGAAUGUCGAGGGGGGAAAUUUUUGAAUUAUUUCUUAACCAAGAAUUAAUAGAAAAGAUUGUAGUCGAAACAAAUAGAUAUGGUAUGCAACAUGAACAUUUCAAAGAUAUUACGGCAGAAGAAUUGAAAAUAUAUAUUGCUCUUUGCAUUCUAAUGAGUAUUGUGCUAAAGCCUGAAUUACAAAUGUAUUGGUCAAGGGAUCCAAGUAUUGAAACAGCAUAUUUUGCAAAUGUUAUGAGCCGUAAUAGAUUUAUGGAAAUAUCUAGAAAUCUUCACUUUUCAAAUAAUGAUACUGAAGAUGAAAAUGAUCCAUUAAGGAAAACAAAAGAUAUUUGUAAUAUAAUAAUUAAAACAUUUAUAAAUCUUUACAAGCCGCACAAAGAUAUUUCUAUAAAUGAAUAUUUGAUGAAGUGUAAAAGUCGAUUGCAUUAUAUACAGUUCAAUAAAUUAAAAAAAUCAAGAUUUGGCAUUAAAUUUUAUAAAUUGUGUGAUUCAAAAACUGGAUAUGUACAUAAUUUUAAAAUAUAUGUUGGGAAAAAUAAAUUUGAUUCUGAGCUAGCUAUUAAUAACAUUGUGAUAAAUUUAAUGACAGAAAGCAAGUUGCUGCGUCAGGGAUAUUGUCUUUUCAUAGACAGUUGGUACAAUUCUAUAGAUUUAUUUAAAAAGUUAUACGAUCUAAAAACAAACAUUUGUGGAAUAAUAAAAAAUUAUAGGAAAGGAAUACCCAAAGAAAUAAAACAUAUAAAACUAAAUAAAGGAGAAGCUGUAAUAUUCUCAAAUCAAAAAAUUAAUAUUAUAAAAUGGCAAGAUAAAAGGGAAAUAGUGAUACUGACAACAAUGCAUCGUUUAAAAUUUGGUGAAUCUGGAAAAAUAAAUCAAUCUGAUGGAUUCAGAAUUUUGAAACCUACUCCCAUAAUUGAUUAUAAUAAAAAUAUGAAUGGAAUUGACAUGAGUGAUCAAAUGUUAAGUAAAUUUCAUAUUAUGAGACGAAAUCAAAAAGCAUAUAAAAAAAUAUUCUUUUAUUGCAUAGAUAUGAUGCUACUAAAUAGUUAUAUUCUUUUUAAAAAUAAUACGACAGAUAGAGCUUUCCAUGUGUACAAACAAAAAUUAGCAGAAGAAAUCAUUUCAAAAUAUCUUACAAGCAGAACUAAUAUGCGAUCAUCAACACCUACUACUUCAGUUCUCAGAUACACUGGCCAACAUUUUCCUAUUCGAAUACCAUAUACAAAAGCGAAAGGAAGAAGAACAUCUAAACGCUGUAACGUAUGUUUAUCCCAAUCUAUUAGAAGAGAAACAGUUUUUCAAUGUGAUAUUUGCAGCGUACCACUAUGUAUAGACCAUUUUAAACCAUAUCAUCUUAAAUAAAAUUAUACCAUUAUAAUUUUUAAUGUAUAGUAUACCCUGUAUUUUGAAAUCUGAAACUAAAAUAAAUUAU